Messenger RNA from Solanum stenotomum, 1540 nucleotides. RefSeq lists its product as uncharacterized. The coding region runs from base 866 to 1354 and encodes 162 amino acids. NCBI's taxonomy places the organism in Eukaryota, Viridiplantae, Streptophyta, Magnoliopsida, Solanales, Solanaceae. The transcript is spliced from 5 exons. The record is from RefSeq and is a predicted model, not a curated record.
UAAAUGUCCAAUUUUUACAUGAUAUUUCUUGGGACCUGAUCAUAGAGUUAGAAUAAUGUCUAAGUACUUCAUCAAUGGGUUCAAAUUUCAUACAAAAGAAUGGUCCAAAGGCAAGAAAACCAAUAAUAGUGGGGUGUGGGUGAAAGGUGAGGGGGAUAUUGAUUAUUAUGGUGUGCUUCAAUAGAUUAUAGAACUCGAGUAUGUUGUUGGUUUGCCAAAGAAAAAGCUAGUAUAUCUAGGUGUGCUUCGAGCUGUCAUAUCAGUAAAAAGGGCAGCUCUUCAUCUCUGCUUCCAUCAUCGACUCAAGCUGUAUCUCCAGCAUCAUCGACACCUAGUAUAUCUAGGUCAAAUAUUGGAGGCCCUGUACCAGCAUCACCAUAUGUGAUCAAUAGUAGUACUACUACACCUGCUUGUGCAAAGACUCAAUAUGCUGGAGAUAUUAGAGAAUAUGAUGCUUUUCAUAGGCUAAUUAUCACCCCCGAUGAGGAUGGGUUUGCGCCAUCAUAUCUUGGCUCGCGCAUGGUUGCAGAAUCUAUUACACCAUUCUUCGAUGAUGCUUGGGGUAGAUGGAAAGAAUCUCCCUACAAUAGCAAAGAACAAAUAUGGAAUCAAUUUAAGACGAAGUGUGUAUGGCAGCCAUGUUAUGAGAAUAAAAUAAAUUCUAUUUUUGAGAAGAAUGCUCGUAUACGAGUUACUGAAAUGUUGUUUGUAGCUCAAAAAUAAUGAGAAGCCCAGUUGGCUACGAGCAGACAUAUGGGUUAAAUUUUUGGAGAAAUGGAACACUCCUAAAUCUAAGGGGAAGUGUGAGCGAGCAAAGGCAGCUCGGGCCUCUGUAAAGGGUGGCACUUUACACACCGGAGGUUCUAUGAGUUACACAACCCACAAACGAAAAAUGACAAAGUUAAAAGGUGCAAAAGUGUCUAGUUCUAAGGUAUUUGAGGAGACGCAUAAGAAAAGAAAUAAGGAUGGUACAAGGGGAGAAUGGAUAGAGCCACGUGCAGAGGAGACAUUUAGAGGCUUGGAUGAAUGGCGUCAGGCACAUCCUACUUUAGAUGCGGAUGCAACAUCAUCUAGUGAUAUUACAUCAAUAUGGACAAAUGUGGCAGGAGGUGUUAAGAAAGGUAGAGUUUACGGGCUUGGAGCACAACCUUCCUCGUUUCAUCCAUCAUCAUUGUUGUCUGGUGCUUCUACUUCUCAAUCUUCGAAAGAAAUGGAAGCAAUGCGAAGACAAAUUUCAGAGCUUACAGAACGACUUCAAUCAUCUGAAUCUAACUUUGCUAAAGUGCAGAAAUUCAUGGAGAAACAUAUGGCUGAAUCUGAUGAAAGUGAAGGGAUCGACUCUGAUGAAGAGUAGAUUGUUUUAAGGUUGUUUAGACAUUUUCUAUGAGAUUUAGACGUGUUUUGAACUAUUUACUUCCUUUUUGAAUAACAACUUAAUACUUAUUAGAUUUGAUUUUGAUGAUGCUUGAGCUGUUAAACUCAAUUGAAUUGAAUUGAAUGCAAUUUGAAUGUUUAGGAAUGUAUUCGAUGUUUGAUUUUA